UUAAAACACGGCAUAAUUAAAGAGAGUAAAAUUACGGGUGCUUUGUUUAGUCAACUGUAAAAUAUUAAACAUUAAAUGAUAAAUAUUAGAUGAAGAAUUUUUAUUUUUCGUUUCGAGUAAGACGAUAUAUCUUCGAAAUGCGCGCGCUUAAGAAAAGCUUACAGCGCCAACGAUAAUGCGCGAUUUUCAAACAUAAUCGAUAUUUUUUCUGAUCGAUCGAUAGUAUUGAAGUAUAAUUACGUAUGUGAUAGCAUCAGAUUUUAUUAGCGAGGAGCCAAGAAGAAAUAUUAUCCAAAAGUUUUCAGGUAAAGAUUAUACGAUCAGUAUAUUUCUUAUAUUUAUUUUUGAAUUGCGGAAUACGUCUACCAUCCAGACCAUUGAGUAUUAUUUAAGCCAGUUACAUGUGAUGUAUGAUAUAAUCCAAUCUUGGUUAUAAAUGAAUAGAUUAUAAAUUUUCGUACGUUUAAAUAUAAUGACUCGCGGAAGUAUUUUGAACAAUUGGAAUAGUAAAAUGUUAUAUUUAUAACUGUGAUAUCUGAUCAUACUGAUAAAAUUUUGAAAUAAUUUGAAAAUUUUAUCAAUAUGAUUACGUAUACAUUCGCAAAUCGGUGUAAUAUUUAACUGUGGUUAUAAUAUUUAGUAUAGUUGUAUAGUAUGCUACAAACGUAGAAUCACAGGUUAUGUUAAAUCGUAUUUAACAAUUAGCAUAGUCAUGAUUAUAGUAACUUAUAUGUUUAUAAUAACUACUCUGAAUAAUCUAAAAAGUUUAUGGUAUAUUAUUAUGUUGUAAUUGCAUUCCAUGUUAAAGGACCGUAAUUUUUUAAUUACAUAUAUGUAUUGUAUAUUUAUCAAUUCUAUCUCAUUAAGUUAAGUUAGCGUGUAUAUGCAAACAUAGAUAUGUAUAAAUGUAUACAACUUAAAUAUUUUUAUUGGAUAUCAUUGGAUAUUUACUUUUCCAUAGAUCAGCAAAAUUUGAUUCGUGCUUGCUCGAGCCCUCAUCCCAUCAGAUUAAUUCACGACGAAAAUCUGUUGCAAGGGAGGUAAUCUGGUGCUUUAAAGCUAUGCAGAUAAAGGUAAGAAUUCAGAUAUUCUAUUUCAAUUAAUUUUAUUCUUUAUAUCUCGCUUUAAUCAUUAGUAAUUAAAAAAUAAAAUCCGAUUUUAUGCUUUUCUAAUUAAAUAUUACAACUUUCUUACAAUAAUUUUUUAAUGCUUGAUACAAUUUUCAUCUCUUUUAUCAUGAAAGUUCUAAGAUUUCAUGCAAAGUUCUAAGUUUCAUAUUUUAUUAUUUAAAAUUUUAAAAUUUUUUUUUAAACAAUUGUUACUGUUUUUCUCAAUUGAGAAUAAAUUAUAACUGAUAUUUUGUUAAAGGUUUUUCAUUCCUUCCUUCUCUUCGUAUUCCUUGGGAAAGACCUAGUGAUGUUUCAACAGCCAGAAACGUAAGUAACUUUAUAGUUUGCAUUUUACUUGAGAUCAAUUAUAUGUUGUGCUUUACAAAUAGAAUCUGAAUGAAAACGCAACGAGUUUAAACUUUUCGUUUUCGAAUUAAGUAUUAUUUAUUACUAAACUUUUAUAUUUAUUAGAGGUCAAUUUUUUUAUUAUUUCAAACAUUUAAAAUAAUUAACAUUAUAUUUAUGUACAAAUUACAAUACUCUGUGUUUUAAUUUAACAAAUUUAAUUUUCUUCCAGUCCCACGAUAUUCGACGAUUCCUAUUUAAUGAUGGACGAUGACUUCUCUUGAACCACAUUGAUAAUAAUGCUCGUCGCAUCUAAAUGG
Messenger RNA from Heterotrigona itama, 1774 nucleotides. Lineage: Eukaryota; Metazoa; Arthropoda; Insecta; Hymenoptera; Apidae. The record is from the annotation of a GenBank genome assembly.